GCCCCGCAGCGUCUCACAUUUUCCAACUUUGCGAUGACGACUGGAUGCACGAGGAGCAAUAAAUAAUAUAUUUGCAGCAUUGGCGGUAUUGUUUUCUUUCGAUUCUCGGCUUGAUUAGAACUUUCUUCGCCUUUUUUGAUUGCGGACUGCUUUUUGCGCCAUGGCUGGCUACGAGGACACAAGCAGGCCACUCCUCGGGCCAAUGUCGAGCGGCGACAAUCAGACGUAUGGCUCCUUUGGCUCCGCGUCGACACAAUGCGGGAGCAGCAGCAUAAGUCCCAGCAGCAGCUCCCCAAUAAUACCACCAAAACGACAACAGAGGCACCGCAGAUACGACUACAGCGACGAUGACGAUGACGACAACGGCGAGGACUACUGGCUCGCCAACGACAGGUCCAGCAUCGCAGACAUUGAUCUGGAAAUGAACACGUCCGCCGAAAAGCGGCACUCGCUACUCACCACCACAGGCUGGCGACAGCCACCAUCAGCAGCAACAAUAACAACAAGCACAUCCGCCGCCACGCAGAUCCUAACAACCCUGAUCCCGGGCAUUUCCUGGCUGCGCAGCUACUCGGCCUCCUCCGUCAUCCCCGACCUCAUGGGCGCCUUGACGGUAGCAUCGCUUUACAUUCCGCUUGCCUUUUCCUUCGCCUCGGUCGCCAACGUCCCGCCCGCAAGCAGCUUGUACGCCUUUGUCUUCCAUCCGCCUGUCUACGCCCUCCUGGGUACGUGUCCGCUCAUGGUAACUGGCCCGGAGGCCACAGGGUCGCUGCUUGUCGGCGCGGCGAUCCAUGCGCUCGGUGGCAGUAGCGGGGGCGAGGAAGAAGAUCCGGCAACGAAUGCGCUCAUUGCGGGCGCCGCGACCGCGCUGGCCGGUCUGAUUCUCCUGGCCAUGGGCUUUUUGCGGCUGGGGUUUCUGGACAACAUGCUGAGCAGGCCGCUCAUGAAGGGGUUCAUCUGUGGUGUGGGCGUGGUCCUGGUUGUGAAGCAGGCCGUGCCUGGGCUUGGGCUGCAGGAUGUGUUGCGGGAGGCCAUGGGUGCGUCUGAUACCACUCCUGGCAGUGGUGAAAAGGGAGGCGCCGCGUCUGCGCUGGAUAUACUGCUCACGCUGCUGGGUAGUGUGACGCAGGUCGAUCUUCUGGCGGCAGUGUUCUCCGUGGGGACGCUGGGGUUCGUGCUGGUGUGCGCACACAUCAAGAAGGCCCAUGUCAAAACCCUCCCCAGCAUCGUGUACAUACCCGAUCGCUUCAUUGCCAUCGUCGUGUCCGCGGUGGUGGUGUACCUCUUUGAUCUCGAAUCGCACGGUCUCGAGAUCGUUGGCGCGGCCGGCAGCUCGAGACCAGGCCUGCCGACCUUUAACGCCGGGUUAGUCACGGAUUUCGACCGGCUAAAGUCCGUGGGCAAUACGGCCCUUAUGAUCGCCAUGCUGGGAUAUUUUGAGUCCUCAGUCACAGGGAAGAGCAUGGGCCGGCCAGCCACUGCUACGACUGCUGUUCCCCCGUUACCAACAAGCGAUAACAGCGAUGGAUCCCCCGCUCCCCGCCACCAUCAAGUCAUCACCAGCAACAAGAACAAGACGCGUGCAACAACCACGCAUCGCCGACACCUCGGCAGCAGCACCGCCGGGCACUCAAGCCACGCUCAAGCACGAGGACCCCACCAGACCAGGCCCCAAGCCCAGCCUUUGCCGCCGUCGUCGCCGCCCUCUGCCGACCGCGAGCUGGUCGCCCUCGGCGCGGCCAACGUCCUGGGCGGCUUCUUCUCGACGCUGCCCGCGUUCGGCGGCUUCGGGCGCUCCAAGCUCAACCUGCAGGCCGGCUCGCAGACGCCCAUGUCGGGCGUGUUCCUCGCGCUCAUCACUUUCCUGGCCAUCCUCUUCGUCACGCCCCUGCUGUACUUUGUCCCGCGGGCCACCCUGGCCGCCAUGUCGUGCGCAGUGGGCAUCGCCAUGGUCGAGGAGUGCGCGCACGACGCCGUCUUCUUCGUCCGGGCCAGGGCGUGGAGGGAGGUCGCGCUGAUGGGCAGCGUGGCCGGGGUCAUCUUUGUCCGGGGCAUGGAUGUCGGUGUCGUGGUGGGGCUGGGUGUUGCGGUCGUGAUGCUGGUCAAGGGCGCGAGUGGUGUGAGUGCUGAUGUCGUCGUGCCUGAGGCGUGGGUCACAACGAGCAGCAGCAGCGGCAGCCAUCACAAAGUUGGCUUCCACAUGGACCACCAGGUCGUGCUCAACGUCCGGGGCACUCUGAGCUUUGUCAACGCGGCUGCCCUGGUUGCACGGAUUGACGAGGCUGCUGGCGGAGCGGGUGCCAGCGGCCCGGCCAUCCUUGUUCUUGACAUGCUGGGAGUCACUCGCGCCGAUGCUUGUUGUGGACAGCUUCUCGUCGAGGCACUGCAGCGUCAUGCUGGGGGCGGGCUUGCGGUGGUGGUUGUCUGCAGCCCCGAGGCGGAAAAUGUGUUGCGGACCAUGAAGAGAUGCGGGCUGUUGGAAAUCGGCCAAGGGGUCAGGUUAGCCAGUGAUCACGACGAGGCGAUGGAGAUGGUGUCUGAGAUGGUGUUGCGGGGGAGGCCCCAGUCAUUAUUAGCAUGAGAAUCGCGAGAAGACGAUUGGUCCUUCGACAUUAUAGACGAGCAUCGCGCAGCUUGGGAUUUCUCUGUUUCUAUCAGCAAGCGAGCGAUAUACCCUUACUUCAUUCCGAAUAAGAACAUUGAUUAGUUCAAGUGGAUAAGACUUUGGAGGUACGAGAAAGGUGGAGCAGUUCUUGACAGUAAUUCUAUGAUUCACGUUGAAGGCUGGUCUUGUUCGCUUAGUUGCUCCUCUCGUUGAGUCGAGAGCUGGUAGUGUGGCCACAGAAAUGUUGUUCUCAUAACAUAUGAUGGAUC
Microdochium trichocladiopsis is the source of this 2874-nucleotide messenger RNA. Its product is annotated as sulfate transporter family-domain-containing protein. Lineage: Eukaryota; Fungi; Ascomycota; Sordariomycetes; Xylariales; Microdochiaceae. Gene Ontology annotation, biological process: transmembrane transport. Gene Ontology annotation, cellular component: membrane. Bases 161 to 2581 code for a protein of 806 amino acids. The transcript has 2 exons. The record is from RefSeq and is a predicted model, not a curated record. Gene Ontology annotation, molecular function: sulfate transmembrane transporter activity.